Messenger RNA from Diabrotica virgifera virgifera (western corn rootworm), 1922 nucleotides. RefSeq names its product venom carboxylesterase-6-like. NCBI's taxonomy places the organism in Eukaryota, Metazoa, Arthropoda, Insecta, Coleoptera, Chrysomelidae. Bases 113 to 1789 code for a protein of 558 amino acids. The transcript is spliced from 11 exons. The record is from RefSeq and is a predicted model, not a curated record.
CUAUUACUUCAACUUCAACACUGAUAAGAUAGUCCAACUAUCAAUAGGUAAUAUAUUUAUAGACGAAUUUAUUUGGUCCGGCAACAACAGUUAACAUACAAUAAUUAAGAAAAUGCUUCUGUUUUAUAUAACAUUCGUUUUUGUUCUAGAAGUGGUAAUAUGCAAGGACUCUCCGCCACCAAGAGUUACUCUUCCACUAGGAGUGGUUGAGGGAUACAUUAAAAAGACCGUCAAUGGAAAGGAAUAUAUUGCAUUCGAAGGAAUUCCUUAUGCCAGUCCACCAGUUGGCGAUUUAAGAUUUAAGAAACCUGUACCAGUAAAACCGUGGACGGGAAUAUGGAAAGCAGACAUAAUGAUGAGGUGUAUUCAGUACGAUCAUAUGACCCCAGAGGGACAAGAUAUGGUGUCAGGGACUGAAGACUGUCUAUACGUUAACAUUUAUACUCCAAAAAAACAGUCAUCAAAGAAGUUUAAUGUGCUCAUCUUUAUCCACGGAGGUGCCUUCAUGUUUAAUCAUGGAGGAUUGUAUGGUUCAGAAAUUAUCAUGGAUAGAGACGUUGUUUAUGUUACAAUGAACUACCGUUUGGGGCCACUAGGUUUUUUGAGCACCGAAGAUAAUCUAGUUCCUGGAAAUAUGGGAAUGAGGGAUCAAAUUCUAGCCCUUAAAUGGCUUAAAGACAACAUAGGGUAUUUCGGAGGAAAUCCUGAUUCCAUAACUAUUAUGGGUAUGUCCGCUGGAGGAGCAAGUGUACAUACACACUAUAUAACACCACAUUCGAAAGGCUUAUUCGCAAGAGGAAUUUCCCAAAGUGGUUGUGUUUUGAACCCUUGGGUUUUGAUGGAAGAACCGCUUAACCAUGCCAAAAAAGUAGCUUCUCUUGUAGGAUGUCCAACAGAAAGUAAUGAAGAAAUGGUUAACUGUUUGAAAACAAAGCCAGCAAAACAGAUUGUAAAUACUGUAAAACAUUUUCAACCCUGGCUAUACAAUCCAUUCUCUCCAUUCGGUUUGGUAGUAGACAGUUGGGCCGAAGAUCCAGUUUUUCCAGAGCAUCCAUUCCUACUGUUACAAAAAGGUCAAGUUCAAGAUUUACCUUGGAUGAUUUCAUACACUUCUUCUGAAGGAUUAUAUCCAGCAUCUGAUUUUUACUUUGACGAAUAUACUGAGUACUUGGAGAAAAACUGGGAUAGCAUAAUGCCCUACAUUUUACAUUACCAUGAGUCGGUGCCAAAAUAUCAAAUGGAUAAAGUCAGUCAUAAAAUCAGACAGGAAUAUCUUGAAAAAACACCAGUCAGUAGACUGGACUUUGCUAAAUUUGUUAAGAUACUUAGUGAUAGGCUUUUUAUAAAAGAUAUAGAGACCGCCGCACGAUUGCAAUCCGAAGCUACAAAAUCGCCUGUAUAUUCCUACUACUUUAACUAUAGAGGAGCUCACAGUGUGUCCGAGUAUAAGACACACUCUAAUGUCGAUAUAGGUGUAUCUCAUGCAGACGAUACUUUGUACACUCUCAAAGUGGAAAUAGUAGACACCUUAUCCACGGAAGAUGAUAGGCAAAUGUCGAAACUACUACUAGAUAUGCUCACAUCAUUCAUGGACACUGGAAAACCAAAUAUUAGUGCAGACUGGAAACCACUUUCGAAGAAGCCAUCUGAUCCAUGGGUGCAACUACACAUUGCUGGUCCUCACAAGACUUUCUUAGAAGAAAAAGACCACAUCGGAAACAAACAGUUCUGGGAUAGCUUACCACUUGAAGAAAAUGAAAGAUUAUUUACCAAGAAGGAUGAAUUGUAAGAGAUCUAGUAUUUAUGCACAUAGAUUGCUUUAUAUUAGAAAAAAACAACUGUUCUGCAUUAUGUUUAGAAUUUUAUGUGUUUUUUUAUAUUAAAAUGUUUGAGUAAAUAAAAAUUUAUAAUUUUGAUGUGUA